AUGAUGAGUGAACGUAAAACCGAUCUACGGUCGCAGAUGAAGAUUUCUGCCAAUCAAAAUCCGCCCAAUGAAGACGACCUGGUGGAUUUGAUACGAAUACAUAUGGCAUUUGUGGAACUGCGGAACUACCGGCUAGCCAAUCGAGUACGGGGUAAGGAUGAGUCGGAAUGGUACGGCAUCUUCAACCGAGGCAUCAAAAAUUUCUUGGAGCUGGCGAAAGAAAAAGCCCUCGCACGUAUUUCACUUAGCUGUCAGUUGGAUGUACCGAUCUGCACAUCUUCCAACGACAUGCGCCACUCAAGCAGUCACAUCGACGUUUGUCACAUCGUCGAGCAGAUGACGGUCUGUUGGGAUCGUAUUGACGUCAGCGAGCUCACCUUGAAAAUCGACUACACAAAAGAUCUUGUCGAUAUUCUCUGUGACAUUGUCCUCACUUACACGAAAAAGAUCUUUUCAAAUCUCGAGGCUGAAGGGUUUUCCGGUGAACUGCAAGUGUUUGUACCAUCUCCCUUACUGCAAUUGCUAUGUUCGGCCAUAAACAACUGUGAGCAAGUGAGGCGAAGCCUAAUGAUUCACGAAAAACUUCAUUUGGACGAUUUGGCUAUCGCAUACGAAAGAGCUGGACAUGGGGCUCCCACGUGGAAAACGGCGGUUGAGCAACGUCUGGAGCAGACCGAUGCUGCAAUCUGUGCUGAGAUUGACCGAGUUGUCGACUUGCUCACAGCACGAUUGAAACCUCAAAUGAAGAAACAUGUGUUCCAUCUGGCAUGGAGUCCAACGGCGCAUCCGGUCGAGGAUUCAUUGAAACCGCUCACUGACAUGAUUGACAUCGAACUCUCAGCUGUACAUAAGAAUCUUUUACAUAAGAAUUUUUUGCGAGUUAUGUCAGCCCAAGUCGGUAUUGUUGUGCAUCUUCUGAGGGAAUGUGUCGAUGAAAACCCUGGGAUGGAACCAGCCUUCUACCAUCGGCUGUUUGAAGCGUGGCAUGUUCUUGUCGAUUUCUUCCAUGCAGGUGGUAAAGGCCUUUCAAUGGAAGUACUGGAGACGUGUCCAGAGCAUGUGGCACUGGUUAAAUUGCUGUCACUAAAUCAGACGUCAACGCAACAACUUAUUGAAAAAUAUUACAAGGAUCUGCUCAAACAACAAGUAAGUUUUUACGGGUUUUGUUUGAUUCAUUUUAUCGUUUUCCUUCUCGUUUUAGGCUUUGGCCGAACACAGCAUGAACGUGAGUUGGCCUUCUCAUAA
Molecule: messenger RNA, 1245 nt
Organism: Cooperia oncophora
Lineage: Eukaryota; Metazoa; Nematoda; Chromadorea; Rhabditida; Trichostrongylidae
Source: the annotation of a GenBank genome assembly